UGAUUCUUAGUUCUUUUAAAACUAUCAAAUGUUUGAUUUGGUAUUUUGACCUUGGACUUCCGGGUAGCAAACCAUCCUAACACCGGUUCAUAAGGUCGGGAGACGGGGGUCUAUUCUACAGAGUACUUAUACGUGGAUUAGUGACACUCCAACAUUAGCAUUGUAGAAUCUAUGUGUGGUGUAUACAUAAACGGAUAAGAUGUGUAAGUACUUGUACCCAUCUGUCGUCAACGUUUCAGGGAGAAAUGGGCAGCAAUCCGUAAUCUGGUGCAAUUAUACCGCGGGUAGUUGUUAGUACAUACUACAUACUUCGUACAAAUCCAGUUACGUCGUAUCCGCAUCCCUAUCCCUAUUGGUUCGCCCUGCAGUAUUGGUAUAUGCCUGGAAGAACAGCGGCACGGAGAAACUUUUCUUCAUAACAUUGUGGUUAUAUUUCACGAGACAGUAUAUCAAUAUCCAGACAAUACAAUGUAAAACGGGAGCAGAUUAGAUCAAUUCCCGCCGGCCGCUGCGUCAAUCCUGGCGCUGGCUAUUGAUCAAAUUAGUCUGUUUUUCCAGGUCCAUCGUAUCAGUUAGCGUGUACAACGUGGUUGCGGAGUCUUUGACGACGCUAUGACAAUACGGGAUUAGAGCAGAAGGGAAGGUGAUCACCUAAACGGAACCCGACCACCCGGUGCCCUAAGCAUAGCUGCAUACUUCCGGUGCGUGCCAGCCGUUGUAUGUGUGCCAUUUUCCGUAACUCUACUCUGGCCCUCUGGAUUUCUCUGGUAUUGUACACAACGAAUCCUGACCGCGCCUCGUAAGAACAGCGGUGGUCACGGCAGUCAGCUUCAAUGCAUUGCGACGAUGAUUUCUUUGGUAUGGGCGGUACGGAUAUGUACGGACGUUGUGCAAUGCCACAGUACUCAACGAUUGGCGGGAACACAUCAGCAACGUACUGGCCGACCGCGCCAUUGCCCGCUCCCAAAUCCCUGCAUUCCCGACACUUUUCGUGCAAAAUGUGCUAUCAGAUCUUCGAUACAAAAACGGAACACCAAAUCCAUUUACAAGUCCAUGCCAGGGAAGCCAAGCCGUAUCGGUGUUCGCAGUGUCCAAAGACUUUCGCCAACAAUUCCUACCUCUCCCAACAUAUGCGCAUUCAUUUGGGCAUUAAACCUCAUCGCUGCGAUAUAUGUCAGCGAAAGUUCACGCAACUAUCACACUUACAACAACAUGUUCGCACUCACACCGGCGAUAAGCCGUACAAAUGCCCGUACUUAGGCUGCAUUAAAGCCUUUUCCCAGCUCAGCAAUCUGCAGAGCCACAGCCGAGUCCAUCAGACCGACAAACCGUACCGUUGCAACAGCUGCUACCGCUGCUUCGCAGAUAAGCACAGUCUGCAGGCGCAUAUCCCGAAGCACAAGGAUUCCAAACACCUGAAGACGCAUAUUUGUCGCUUUUGUGGAAAAUCGUAUACACAGUCCAGUUACUUGGAGAAACAUAUGUCCAAGCAUGCGGAGGAAGCUAUGCAACGAUACGAAUACUACAAACACAGCACCUCCGGUGACGACUUCAGUUUGGCGAAGCUGGAGGCCAAAUUCGAACCAGACUUUUCGUUUCCGGUUUUCCCGACUUCCAGUCAACAAGAAAAUUGGCUACAAGGACCGUACUACGGCAAUUCCUGCAUGAUGUUUAAUGUCGAUGCCAAUUGUCGUAACGGUUUCGGCGCCUUUAACGAUCCCUAUGGGUUUAACGGGCUGGACUGCAACAACAUGCAAAGUCAUCUGCCAAACUAUGGCUACGGAAUGCCCGGCCAUGGUUACAACGUGAAAUAUUGAACGCGCAUCUGCUUUACUAUGGUUGUUGUGGUUAUCCCUUACAGACUAACAGUACAUCGGUGUCAUUUCUCCCGUCCUGAGCAUUCAGUUUUUUCCACUUCGAUUCAGUCUCGAAUAUCUUCACUGCCAUUUGAAUUUGUCUCCUGCUUUUCACAUGAUAUCAGCCGUUGACAAAUCUUUCCUGUCGGCUACAAAUUGCUGGAUACUGUUGAAAGUCAGUUGUUUAGUUGUCUUUACAGCCGCAUCCGCAUGUAACAUUUGUCCCGCUUAAUAUUACGCUAACUUGUAUGUCGUAUUGUAUAUUUAGCUGAUUUAACGCUUGCUUACUGGAUCGAGGUUAGUGUUUGUUGUGGAAAGCGAAGGUGUGAUGCUCCGAAUGGUGAUGGAUUGGCUCGACGCGCUAACAGGAUGGUUAGUGCAGUCGGCUGUCCGUGUUCCGCGUGUUGAUUAGCGAGUUGCUUCCAUUAAUUGUCUGUUGUGAUGCUUUGUACGUCCUGUUUGAGGCGAUCGAAAAGCCAGCAUGUGCGCAAUUUGUACCGUGAUUUUUGUAACGUUUGAUGGAUCGGAUCCGAGGGAACGGAAGGGAACGUGCGCUGCAUGAACCAAUGAUUAGAAGGGUGGCCUUAUGGUGGGAACGGCGUCUUUCCGUGGUUUGGAAGCCUUCCGGAAUGUACGGAAAAUGCCGGAUGGAAUGUAAGGCGUGGAAGGAUAUUUUGUACGCGGAUGUGUGGAAAUAGUUGAACGUGCAAUAAUCAAUAGCAGCUUUCAUGCAUAUAGUCUGAUUUUUUCUGCUGUUUUAGUUUGUCUGGCGGUCUGAGUCAUCCAGCCUAGCAAUAAAACAUAACCU
Messenger RNA from Paramacrobiotus metropolitanus, 2664 nucleotides. RefSeq names its product zinc finger protein rotund-like. The record is from RefSeq and is a predicted model, not a curated record. The coding region runs from base 834 to 1817 and encodes 327 amino acids. Lineage: Eukaryota; Metazoa; Tardigrada; Eutardigrada; Parachela; Macrobiotidae. Gene Ontology annotation, molecular function: RNA polymerase II cis-regulatory region sequence-specific DNA binding; DNA-binding transcription factor activity, RNA polymerase II-specific. Gene Ontology annotation, biological process: central nervous system development; regulation of transcription by RNA polymerase II. Gene Ontology annotation, cellular component: nucleus. The transcript is spliced from 7 exons.